Messenger RNA from Candidozyma haemuli, 501 nucleotides. RefSeq lists its product as uncharacterized. Bases 1 to 501 code for a protein of 166 amino acids. The record is from RefSeq and is a predicted model, not a curated record. The transcript has a single exon. Lineage: Eukaryota; Fungi; Ascomycota; Pichiomycetes; Serinales; Metschnikowiaceae.
AUGGCUGAAGAAGAGAAACAAGCCGUUGUGGAUACCACCGAGAAGGUCGCUGAGCCUGUUGAACAGGUUGCUGCUCCAGAAGUGCCAGAGUCCACAGAAACCACCGAAGUGGAAAAAACUGAGGCUACCACUGAGCCUACUGAGACCACUGAGGCUGGUGAGUCCACCGAGAAGAAGAGAGAGCACGAAGGUGGUGACAAAAAGAAGAAGAAGAGAAGAAGAAACUAUGAUGAUGAGCCACCAAAGGAGGAAGCCAAGUCUGAAGACGAGGAAGAUAAGGAGGUAGAAGGCGAAGUUGAAGGUGAGGAGGAAAACGCCGAGGACGAGGAAGAGGACUUGUUGGAGAUCGACGAGUCCAACAUCAUCACCGGUGGUCGUAGAACCAGAGGUAAGGUGAUUGACUUCCAGAAGGCUGCCGAGGAGAACGACAUUCCUGAGGACGACGAGGACGACGGAGAGUUUGAAGCCAAGGACGAGGAGGAAGUUAAGGAAGAAGCCUAA